GUUAAAAGUAAACCGGGAAUUGACCCUCCGAUUUAAACCGGUCCGUAAACCAGCUGAGCAAUCUCUCUUUAACCUCGGCGUCGGCGUCUUGUAGCUUCUUCUGCUAGGCUUUGUUAAUCAGCAAAAACCCUAGAAUAUCUUAGAGCUUCGCUUCACUUUCAAGCUCGAGACUUUGAGAAAGAUGCCUCCGAAAGCCAAAGCUAAAGAUGCAGGUCCCGUAGAGAGGCCUAUUCUUGGCCGUUUCUCUUCUCACCUCAAGAUCGGAAUUGUUGGGUUACCAAAUGUUGGAAAAUCUACUCUUUUCAACACUCUUACAAAGCUUUCAAUUCCAGCUGAGAAUUUCCCCUUUUGUACCAUUGAGCCUAAUGAGGCACGUGUGAAUAUCCCCGAUGAGAGGUUCGAUUGGCUUUGCCAAACUUACAAGCCUAAGAGUGAGAUUCCAGCUUUCUUGGAAAUUCAUGACAUUGCUGGGCUUGUUAGAGGAGCUCAUGAAGGACAGGGUCUUGGAAACAACUUCUUGUCCCAUAUUCGUGCAGUUGAUGGAAUUUUCCAUGUUUUACGUGCUUUUGAAGAUGCUGAUAUUAUCCAUGUCGACGAUAUCGUGGAUCCUGUUAGAGAUUUGGAGACCAUUACUGAAGAGUUGCGGCUAAAGGAUAUUGAAUUUGUUGGAAAGAAGAUUGAUGAUGUCGAGAAGAGCAUGAAGAGGAGCAAUGACAAGCAGCUGAAAAUAGAACUUGAGCUCUUGCAAAAGGUAAAAGCUUGGCUAGAAGAUGGUAAGGAUGUCCGUUUUGGGGACUGGAAAACAGCUGAUAUCGAGAUUUUGAACACUUUCCAAUUGCUUUCUGCAAAGCCCGUUGUUUACUUGAUUAACCUGAAUGAGAGAGACUAUCAGAGGAAGAAAAACAAGUUCUUGCCAAAGAUUCAUGCCUGGGUUCAAGAACACGGUGGUGAUACUAUGAUUCCUUUCAGUGGUGUGUUUGAAAGGAGUCUCGCUGAUAUGGCCCCAGAUGAAGCAGCAAAGUAUUGUGAGGAGAACAAACUGCAAAGUGCUCUUCCGAGGAUCAUCAAAACUGGAUUUUCAGCAAUUAACCUCAUAUACUUCUUUACAGCAGGGCCUGAUGAGGUGAAGUGCUGGCAAAUAAGACGGCAGUCAAAGGCUCCUCAAGCUGCAGGGGCCAUUCAUACUGAUUUUGAGAGAGGAUUUAUUUGUGCUGAGGUCAUGAAAUUCGAGGAUCUCAAGGAACUUGGCAAUGAACCUGCAGUCAAGGCCGCAGGAAAAUACAGACAGGAGGGUAAAACAUAUGUUGUUCAGGAUGGAGAUAUCAUUUUCUUCAAGUUCAAUGUUUCCGGUGGUGGGAAGAAAUGAGAUCCAUCCGUCUGUCCACCUAUCCGCGGUGUCCUCUCUGGAUCUUGAAGCUCUAUCCAUUUCCGAGAAAGGAACCAAGCUGUAUUUUCCGUUUUUGAGUGGCUUUACCAAACAAGUAUUUGUAACUCUUUACAUUUUGCAGUUAGCUAAGACAUGUCUUUGCCUUUAGACAGAGCAUUAAGCCUGCUGUAUCGUUUAGAACUCUUUCAAUAAGUUUUUCUCUACUAUUUGGAAAGAACCUUGAGUAAUUGUGCGUGAGAAUGAGUUGAAGAAACCCAGC
Messenger RNA from Arabidopsis thaliana (thale cress), 1646 nucleotides. Its product is annotated as GTP binding protein. The coding region runs from base 182 to 1366 and encodes 394 amino acids. The record is from RefSeq and is marked reviewed. Gene Ontology annotation, cellular component: cytoplasm; cytosol. NCBI's taxonomy places the organism in Eukaryota, Viridiplantae, Streptophyta, Magnoliopsida, Brassicales, Brassicaceae. Gene Ontology annotation, biological process: negative regulation of response to salt stress; response to salt stress. Gene Ontology annotation, molecular function: GTP binding; ATP binding; ATP hydrolysis activity. The transcript is spliced from 12 exons.